Cladophialophora immunda is the source of this 1910-nucleotide messenger RNA. RefSeq lists its product as uncharacterized. The record is from RefSeq and is a predicted model, not a curated record. Gene Ontology annotation, molecular function: hydrolase activity, hydrolyzing O-glycosyl compounds; glycosyltransferase activity. Lineage: Eukaryota; Fungi; Ascomycota; Eurotiomycetes; Chaetothyriales; Herpotrichiellaceae. Bases 403 to 1677 code for a protein of 424 amino acids. The transcript has 2 exons. Gene Ontology annotation, cellular component: fungal-type cell wall. Gene Ontology annotation, biological process: fungal-type cell wall organization; carbohydrate metabolic process.
AUCCCUUCUCUCCUCUCGCAUGCUCCGUCUUCCUGCAGCAAGACAUGCUCUGAGCCUCUGAUAGACCUUCUCUCGCGUCCUCGCAGUCAACCUCUCCUUCUCCUCUUCGAGCUGCACGCUUUGUGUCGCCCGUUGCCGCUCCUUUUGCUCUUGAGUCUCUCUUUUGCCAACUCGCCGUCGCGCUGUGCUGCGACGCGCCCUCACACUCAUUUACGAUUUACCAUUGUGUUUUGCAUACAAUCACCGGAAGUCCGAGCUUCACAAAUUCCCCUGCGCCACUCGCCCGUCACUGGCAAGACCCGGAGUCACCCACAUCGUCCCUCGAGCAAGACCUGAGUGUGCUCUGAUCUACUCUUUGUUCUUGAACAAAGUCCAUAACAGGCAAUAAACCCAUCUGAAGCCAUGUAUUCCUUCCGGACGACGUCUCUGGCCCUCCUCUCCUUACUCACCACCGCCCUCGCUCAGACUUUCACAUCAUGCAAUCCCUUGGAGCGGACAGAUUGCCCGCCCAACACCGCGCUCGGCGUCAGCAAUUACUCGAUUGAUUUCACCCAAUAUACCAUGUCGGACAAGGUGUGGAACGUCACUGCUGGCGCCAUCAAUUAUGCAGACGACGGUGCCGAGUUUACAAUCAACCAGCGUGGCCAGUCACCCACCGUCCAGACAAACUUCUAUCUAUUCUUUGGUCAAGUCGAGGUUAUCAUGAAGGUCGCCAAGGGUCAAGGCAUCGUGUCUUCGAUUGUUUUGCAAUCGCAGGAUCUGGAUGAGGUGGACUGGGAAUUUAUUGGAGGGAACAACUCAUAUGUUGAAACCAACUUCUUCAGCAAGGGCAAUCAGACCGACUACGGCAACGCCAUCUGGUAUCCCAUCAAUGAUCCUCAAAAUGAGUGGCACAAUUACACCUUGGACUGGUCGCAUGAAAAACUAGAUUGGAUCGUCGACGGAAACGUCAUUCGCACUCUGACAUAUGAUGAGGCCAACGGUGGGCUCAAAUUCCCCCAGACUCCCUGCGACCUCAGACUCGGCAUUUGGGCGGGUGGUGAUCCCAAGGAGCCGGAGGGCACCAUCCAAUGGGCCGGUGGCGAGACCAAUUACGACGAUGUUCCCUUCACCAUGGCUGUGAAGUCCGUCCGAGUAUCCGACGCCAGCAGAGGUACUCAGUACGUCUAUGGCGACACCUCUGGAAGCUGGCAGAGCAUCAAGAUUCUCAAUGACACCAAACCCAUCCAACUCGACGGCGAAAACAGCCAAUCCAGUACGCAAUCCGUAGAACAGAAGUGGAACGGCCUGCCCCAGAAGACCAAGUACAUCAUCAUCGCCGUCGUCUGCGGCGUCGCGGCGCUCUGCAUCCUCAUCUUCGCGUUCUGCUGCAUCCGCCAGCGCCGCGCCGGCAAACACGAGAAACUCGUCGAGGACGCCAAGUACGAAAAGAUCACCGCCGAGGUCAUGGCCUACCGCGCCGACAUGUCCCGGAUGCGGGCCGAGCAGAAGAUGAUGGGGACCAGCGUCCACAUCAGCCCCGUGAGUCCCAUGGGCGGCAACGCCGGGGCCUCGCUCCAGGGCUACGGCCAUGCGUCGCCGAUGAUGGGUGGCGCGAGAAGCCCGAACCCGGGCUACGGGUACGCGAGCAGCGGGUACGCAAGCAGCGGAUAUUCGCGAGGCUAUCAGAAAUAUUGAUGAAUGGGGAAGAUCGUCGGAAGCGGGGCUGGGGUGAUAUCUGGAACUGGAGGGGUGAGAGUGCCUGCAGUUACAUUGUAAGAUAAACGAGACUAGCAAGAUGAGUGGAAAGGCGCGUGUUUAACUGCAUUUCAUUUUUUUGAGCGUUCGGCUUACGCCGGCUCCAAUGUUUCAUUGUUUGUACAGCUCAUUGCUUCAUUUGCUCAUGUCUCUCGUUCCAGGGCGAUUCUCUC